Diabrotica balteata is the source of this 234-nucleotide messenger RNA. NCBI's taxonomy places the organism in Eukaryota, Metazoa, Arthropoda, Insecta, Coleoptera, Chrysomelidae. The record is from the annotation of a GenBank genome assembly.
AUGGUCGCUUUAUCGAGGUUUGCAAAAGUUCUUACAGAAAUAAAAAGAGAAUUCGAUGAAAGGUUGUCGGAAUUUGAUGCACUAAAACCCGAUCUUGAGCUUUUUAACAAUCCAAUGGGAGUCAACAUCCAGAACCAAUCAGCAGAAUACCAACUAGAGCUGUGCGAACCACAGUCAGAUUCGUUUUUUCAAGCAAAGAAAAAUGAAGACAUUAGUACCUCUUGUGGGAGUUAG